CGAUCCCGGCCCCGUCGAGGCGAGCCUGAGCCCGGCCGCCCCCCUCGCGCUCUCCGCGCCCCGCCGCUCCCGCUCCUCCUCCUCCUCCUCCUCCUCCUCGGCGGCGGCGGCAGCGGCAGCAGCAGCGCGGAGGGCGCGUCCCGGGCCGGGAUGGAGCCGCCGCUGGAGGCCUCGCUGGAGCAGUCGGUGCAGACGCGCAUCUUCAAGAUCAUCGUCAUCGGCGACUCCAACGUGGGCAAGACCUGCCUGACGCUGCGCUUCUGCGGCGGAGCCUUCCCGGCCAGCACCGAGGCCACCAUCGGCGUGGACUUCAGGGAGAAGGCGGUGCAGAUCGAGGGCGAGCACAUCAAGGUGCAGGUCUGGGACACGGCUGGCCAGGAGAGGUUCCGGAAGAGCAUGGUGGAGCAUUACUACCGCAACGUGCACGCCGUGGUCUUUGUCUAUGACGUCACCAAGAUGGCCUCCUUCCUCAACCUCAAGACCUGGAUUGAGGAGUGCAACGGCCACGCAGUCCCUGCUCUUGUCCCAAAGGUGCUCGUGGGGAACAAGUGUGACUUGCGGGACCAAAUCCAAGUGCCAUCCAGUGUGGCCCUGAAGUUUGCCGAUGCCCACAAUAUGCAUUUGUUUGAAACCUCCGCCAAGGACCCCAAAGAGAGCCAGAAUGUGGAGUCUAUUUUUAUGUGCCUGGCUUGCCGGCUGAAGGCCCAGAAGUCUCUGCUUUAUCGGGACAUGGAGAGGCAGCAAGGGAAGGGGCAGAAAACGGCGCUCGUGCCAGAGGGUAGUAGUAAAAACACCUGCCCUUGCUGAACUCUGGGACCAUCCUUGGCCUCUUAAUGAGGGUGGGGGGUAGAUGGAUUUGUGCCUCGAUACACUGAAUCGAGACCUGCUUGUCUCACUCUUAAGUUAAUGUUAAAUUAAUAAAAAAUUUGUAUAACUUA
This is a messenger RNA of Hemicordylus capensis (graceful crag lizard), 938 nucleotides long. It is a transcript of the gene RAB33A, whose product is annotated as RAB33A, member RAS oncogene family. Gene Ontology annotation, biological process: Rab protein signal transduction. NCBI's taxonomy places the organism in Eukaryota, Metazoa, Chordata, Lepidosauria, Squamata, Cordylidae. Gene Ontology annotation, molecular function: GTP binding; GTPase activity. The coding region runs from base 151 to 807 and encodes 218 amino acids. Gene Ontology annotation, cellular component: endosome; Golgi apparatus. The record is from RefSeq and is a predicted model, not a curated record. The transcript is spliced from 2 exons.